CGCCGCCGCUGCUGUGUCUCCUAUCCCCUCUCGUCCUCCUUCCUCUCCCAGUUCUUGCUCCUCCUCCCAUCCCCGGCGCCUGCUGCCCGGCGGCGAAGGGCAGAGCCCUCAGCAGCGGCUCCCCUUCGUUCGGGCCAGGAAGAGGCAGGAACAGGAUAUCUGAAAGGCAGAAAUGUGGAGAAAAUAGACAGCUUUGGAAACAGUAAAAACUCAAUCCCAGUACUCCAGCCCAUCUGAGCUCAUUUUGAACCUCAGUUUUGUUCUUCAACAUAUUUGAUAUCCCUACCAGCUUUGGGUCAUCUUCAGACGUGUAUCUCAUUCCAUCUGCACUUCAACCCUAUGAGGGAAGUACUAAAUAGAUGAGAAAAUUACAGUCCCGAGAGGGGUGAAGUAGCACUCUCAAGAUCAAACAGCUUGGGACUGGCAGAGCCUCACUCCACAGUCAUCUCGAGAGGAUCCAGUGCCAGACUCUGGACUUGAGGGUUCUGGGCUGUGGUCUGUAGAAGUGGAGGAGAGAAGGACUCAAAUCCAGGCCAACUGUAUGGCUGUCUGAGGUGUUCGAACAGAAGGAGGUCCAUUCCUGUUGGUGACAACACUGGCCCUGUUCUGGGAUGACCGAGGUAUAAAGGAGCCAGUAGCUUUGGUCGAGGGAAGAAGAAACUUGGUGAACAGCGGCCUCCACAACUGUCUCUUCCUCCUGGGUAAGGAGAAGGGAGUGUGGGGCCAGGGCCCCAGAGGGGACUCGGGGAGCUUCAAAUCUGGCUGAGACAGGUUUCCCCCGAGAAAGAGCAGCUGAGUCCUUACAUCUUGUGGCAGCUGGUGUGCCCAGCACUGAGCCCAUCGGAGCUGAAGGCAGCCCGGCCCCUUGUCAUGGGCAGCACCCACCUGUGCUGAGGUCCUGCAGCGGUGGCCGUGUGAGGAGCUGUGCAAUCAGUUGUAACUGAAAAUGUCUGACGGUCUGGAUAAUGAAGAGAAACCCCCAGCUCCCCCACUGAGGAUGAAUAGUAACAACCGGGAUUCUUCGGCACUCAACCACAGCUCCAAACCACUUCCCAUGGCCCCUGAAGAGAAGAAUAAGAAAGCCAGGCUUCGCUCUAUCUUCCCAGGAGGAGGGGAUAAAACCAAUAAGAAGAAAGAGAAAGAACGCCCAGAGAUCUCUCUUCCUUCAGACUUUGAACAUACGAUUCAUGUGGGGUUUGACGCAGUCACCGGGGAAUUCACUCCAGAUCUCUAUGGCUCACAGAUGUGCCCAGGGAAGCUCCCAGAGGGAAUUCCUGAGCAAUGGGCACGAUUACUCCAAACCUCCAACAUAACAAAGCUGGAACAGAAGAAGAACCCCCAAGCCGUUCUAGAUGUUCUCAAAUUCUAUGAUUCCAAAGAAACAGUCAACAACCAGAAAUACAUGAGCUUUACGUCAGGAGAUAAAAGCGCACAUGGAUACAUAGCAGCGCAUCCUUCGAGUACAAAAACGGCGUCAGAGCCUCCUUUGGCUCCUCCUGUGUCUGAAGAAGAAGAUGAAGAGGAGGAAGAAGAAGAAGAUGACAAUGAGCCCCCUCCAGUCAUCGCACCAAGACCAGAGCAUACAAAAUCAAUCUACACUCGUUCUGUGGUUGAAUCCAUUGCUUCACCAGCAGCACCAAAUAAAGAGGUCACACCACCUUCUGCUGAGAACGCCAAUUCCAGUACUUUGUAUAGAAACACAGAUCGGCAAAGGAAAAAAUCCAAGAUGACAGAUGAGGAGAUCCUAGAGAAGCUAAGAAGCAUUGUGAGUGUUGGUGACCCAAAGAAAAAAUACACAAGAUUUGAAAAAAUAGGUCAAGGGGCAUCAGGUACUGUUUAUACAGCGCUAGACAUUGCCACAGGACAAGAGGUGGCGAUAAAGCAGAUGAACCUUCAACAGCAGCCCAAAAAGGAAUUAAUUAUUAAUGAAAUUCUGGUCAUGAGGGAAAAUAAGAACCCCAAUAUUGUUAAUUAUUUAGAUAGCUACUUAGUGGGUGAUGAACUAUGGGUAGUCAUGGAAUACCUGGCUGGUGGCUCUUUGACUGAUGUGGUCACAGAGACCUGUAUGGAUGAAGGACAGAUAGCAGCAGUCUGCAGAGAGUGCCUCCAAGCUUUGGAUUUCUUGCACUCAAACCAAGUGAUCCACAGAGACAUAAAGAGUGACAAUAUUCUCCUUGGGAUGGAUGGCUCUGUUAAAUUGACUGAUUUUGGGUUCUGCGCCCAGAUCACCCCUGAGCAAAGUAAACGAAGCACUAUGGUGGGAACUCCCUAUUGGAUGGCACCUGAGGUGGUGACUAGAAAAGCUUAUGGUCCGAAAGUUGAUAUCUGGUCUCUGGGGAUUAUGGCGAUCGAAAUGGUAGAAGGUGAACCCCCUUACCUUAAUGAAAAUCCACUCAGGGCAUUAUAUCUGAUAGCCACUAAUGGAACCCCAGAGCUCCAGAAUCCUGAGAGACUGUCUGCUGUAUUCCGUGACUUUUUAAAUCGCUGUCUUGAGAUGGAUGUGGAUAGGCGAGGAUCCGCCAAGGAGCUUUUGCAGCAUCCAUUUUUAAAAUUAGCCAAGCCUCUCUCCAGCCUGACUCCUCUGAUUAUCGCUGCAAAGGAAGCAAUUAAGAACAGCAGCCGCUAGGACUGCAAGCCUUACCCCACACCAUCUCUCUCAUGAGUAAGACUGAAAUAAAACUCCGCUGCAGGAAAGAUGGAAGAAAAGACAGUCAAAUAGGGUGGGGGUUCUUUAACUUUCAAAUGAAUAGAUACUUCUUAUAAGCCUUUUUCCUACUCCCUCAGAUUAUGUAAUUUAUUUGUAAGCCUGAAUCGCAGCCCAAACAGGGCAGCAAUGUCGAAGUGGCCAUAAAGUGGUCACUUCCACCGUGAAGCGAAAGAGCCAGUAGUGAAUCCCCUCAUUUUGUGCAUUCACUUUGAAGAAAAAAAAAGAUUUCUCAAAGAUGCACACUCCCUCUUCAUAGUGUCGUGUUUGUUUUUAAGUUAGAGAGUAGUCCCUCUUGCAUUCGAACCUCCUUCAAAACUCCUUACCCAAUGUGAUGUUUUUCACUUGCAUUGUCAUUAGAUGUCCAGGAAAAAAAAUGUCAAAACGUUUUUUUAAAAAAGAAAGUAAAAAACAAAAACAAAACAAAACAAAAAAAAAAAUAAAACAAAACAAACAAACAAAAAAAAACCCCAGAGCAAGUACUGUGUGAACAUGUGGAAGUCCAUGCCCUAAUAGAGUUGCAAUUUUUUAUUCUUCUAUAGUGGUGGCUUGAUUUGUGUACCUGUUUUUCUGCAUUUGUAUUGGAAAAGGUUUCUUUUUUGACAUUUUCCAAAAGCAGAGAGGAAUAUGCGUGUUCAGGAAGGGCUUUUAAAAACUCUAUAUCUAAAUAAAGUUCAAAUGGUGAAAUCUUAUUACAUUUUCAUAAUGAUGCUUAAGAGGUAGUUGAUUUCUCACUUGUAUAAACCAGCUUGUUCAUCUUCAUGAUACAUGAAAAAAGACACACCAAAACUAUGGCACUCCAGUUGGGUGAGUCCAGGUCUUAAACCUAGUAAAUCCUGAUAGGAGAAACCAUACUAAAACAAAAAUGGGAUUUUCUCUAAGAGCCAAAAGGAAGAUAAUAUAAGCAUGCAAUACUGAAAUCCUCGUUGGACAGUAAACAAAGAUAAAGAUACCUAAUUUAAUCCUGUUUUGUGCUUGUGGAACAUAUGCGACUGUAAAAUAGGCACAUCAGGAGGAAACAGACCUAUUAACCAACAUUUGCUGAUGAUAAAAAUGAUUUAUCCUGACAACUUUUAACAUUAAAAUAUUUUUAAAGAUCUGGAGAACAGAAGUAUUGUAAGCAUUCAACUCUGUAAGAAGUGGGAGGUCAGUGAAAACUACAUCCCAGUCAACAUUAGGCUCUAAGUACUUGUCGCCCUUUUCCUUAUGUAUCACCAAAUUCUGUUUCCAGAUAUGGUGUGUUCAUACUUAGCCCUUUGGGCUUUUGAAUUUUAAAACAUGUUUGUAAAGAUCUUGAAGUUCUCCAGUGAAAAGCAUUUGGGUUUGCAAUCAUAUAUCCCAAGAAAUAUCAGUCCAACUGAAUUCCUUUUGUGGCUUGGGGAAAAUAUGAAAAUUUGACGAUUAUUUCACCAUAUAUCGAUUUAUUAGAAGUUCAACAGUUGCCACUUCCUGAAUCUUCUGAGAGUAGAAAAAUAUCUGGAGGGUGUCUGCGUAGAAAAGGAUAUGCUUCUCUUUCGAGCGUACUGUCAGUUUUAUACAUUCUACAGAGUUGUUUCUCUAAGCCUCUGAAAAGCUAGCAGUUUGUGCAGUAGAAGGCGUCUUGAUUUGUAGUAUGUCAAGAGUCUGAAUAGAACCUAUCUACGUCCAGCAAGAGAGGGAAAGAGAUCAACGCCAUGGGCCUCUCUCCUUCUCUGCCGAGGCACAUCCGUCAAUAUAAUCAUCUAUCCAUUCCUUAAAAUGAAAGCACUUUCUUUAGAGAGUUUCUGUGCACCAUAUAAUGCAUGUAUUUAUGUUUAGGAGAUGAUACCACUGGUGGAUUUCCUAUUGUUUUCUUUGACUAUGAAAUCUGGGAGCGGCUUGACACCCCCCCGCCACCCCCGAAAACGUCCACAGUGGGAUAAAAUAACAAAUGUGAAAAGAUCAAGAUCAAAUGCUAAUAUUAAUUUGAAGCAUACUAUGUUAUGCAUCACAAAAACGUGGCUGGGCCUGAAAAUUUUAAUGCCACACUAUUUUAAUGGGGGUGGGGGAGAGAGAGAGAGGGGCCUUAAUUUUGAUUUCAUUUAAAAUAGUAUUUUUUUCAUUUUUCAUUCAUAGUGCCAGGGAAUUCAAUGAAAUAAUACCUGGGAUGCAAAUAGAAUUCAGUACAUUGAUAACUAUACCCUGCCAACGGAGAGAGCCCCAAACCUGGUUGGGAAGCCCUAGUUGUCUGUUAGCAUCCCUUAUAUGUCAUGAAGGCCUUUUUUUGGUGGGGGGAGACCUGGAGCAGUGAUCCUUCAGGUUACUGUAGGCAGAGAAAUGGCUGCUCUUUUAUGCUGUUAAUUCAGCAUAUUAACAACGAGGAGCCUGGUACUACUUCACCACAUCCCAUUGUACCAAGAUUUUAUGAUAAUAUAUCCCAGUAGGCUUUACUGUUACAAACGUAUAUCUAUGUAAAUUUUAAAAUGAGAACAGCUUCUAAAGACCCUUCCCUGUGUUGGAGAAUUAUGUAUAUUUCUAAUAAGUAUUAGAGAGAAGCUGUUUCUCCUGCCAAAAUGAUGCUGAAGGAUUCACAUUUGGUGUACUUGACCAAGUUGGACUCCAGAUGGUUAAUAGUUUAUUCCCUUUCCCUGGAUUUUUUUUUGAGCUCAUCUUGACACAGGUGAGUCGAUCCAGAUCUUUAAAGUUGCUAGCAUGCCCUGAGAUGAUAAGGGAUAGGGCAGUGGGAAAGUCAGGGAAGGGUGAGAAGCACAGUAGAGAUUAUUUAUUUAAGAAAGAAAAGAACAUUAAUGUUGUAGCAAGGAUCCGGUGCGUUGUCAUAAUCCCGUGAGGAUUUUUGGAUGACACAAUCCCCUCAAAUCAGUCACCACGUUGGGUAAUGACUUCGUUCUUGCUGAUCUCGUCUAUGUGUCAUUGUAAAUAUUUGUGUGUCUGUGUUCCAUUUUGGCUACUGGAUGGCCAAGUCAUGUAAGAAGAUUUAACUCAAGUAUUUAUUCUUUAAUUGUGUUAUUCAGAUUUCUUUCAGGCUUGUGAAUUGCACCCCAAUGUUUGAGUUAAAUCACCUGAUCCCCACAUCUUUCCCUCCCCUGUGAAGCACAUUCCAUUGCUAAAAGAAAAAGAAAUAUGAAAUUGCUUCCUGUCGUCUGUAUAACUGUUUUGAUAGUUUGAGAUGUUUGUCUAUAAAGGAUAUUUCUCAGCUCAAAGAUCGUGUAAAUAAUUAUAUUCGUUUGCUCAAUGGGUUGUUUAUUUCUAAUGAGGCUGCCAGUUCUCAGAGAGAAUCUAUAAAAUCACCUUUAAAUAACAUGAACAGGGAUGACAACUAUGUAAAAAUAAGUGUGCAUAUGGACAAAGACUGGGAACACAGACAAUUGAAAUCAGUUGUGUUAGGGUGGUGGGAUUAUGUGAAAUUUUUUUUCUUUAAAAAUUUUUCUUUGAUAUUGUUCUAAUAUUGCUUUAUAAUAAAUAAACAUCAGAAAGGGGAUUAUAGAAACAUAGAAAAGACACCAGGAGCAGAUGCCUUCUGGCCGGAGCCCAGAGCAUGCAGGGCACAGAUAUUUGCUAGUUACAAUUAUUCCGUAGGCUUUAUAUUUGCCUGGGUGCUGAGGUUGGCACACGCUCAGGUAUGGCACGUGCUUUCUUAGAGGACUGUUAUCUGUAAGUUAAAGCUAGGGAGAUGUCGCUAUUAGAACUCCAAACACGUCCUUCUGCUUUCAAACUAACUGCCCCCUCCACUUUGGUAUGGCCUCAAGGUUUCUGUUUUGGUUAGUUUAGAUUAGAGGGGUGACCUUCGAUUAGCCCCUUUGAUAACAUCUGUUUCAAGUAUCUCCUUUCUGGACCACUUUAGCAGAUUUUCAGGUUGAAUCUUGGAAGAACAGAAGGAUAAAAUCCCCAGCUCCCACCAUUUCCUUUUCCACCAGAAAUAUACUAUCAUUCAGGUAGGAUUUUCUUUUAAGGCACAGUAGGCGAGUCCCACUGAUUUCAGUAGAAGUUAUGACUUGCACUUAAAAGCUGACUAUGAAAACAUUAAGACCAAUAUUUAGAACUGCCCUUGCCUGUUGGCAUUCAGUCACAUUCCUUUUAGCUUUGGCCUGAGAUGGCGGCCUCUGUGUGCUUUCUGUCCUGCCUGAUUAUAGGUUGUAUGCAGUAACUACUGUCAUUUUUAAAUAGAAAAGGGGAGACUAUCUACCCAAAGAGAGGAAUUUCCUUGUAACUCACCAAAGAAAUUGUAGGUGAGGACUUUUAUAAUGCAGUAGUGACCUCAGGUGUUAGUUUCACCAAGAGCAGACCUUAUACCUAGAGAACCCACAGGCUUUUCUCUGGCCAUUCUCAACAUAUAAUUUACUUAUGAGAGUCUUAACCCUGCCCUUCCCCGUUUAAUCUCAUGGUCCUUUUCUGAGCUACUUGCAGUUAAUAUCCGGUUAAACAAAGGCAUGGCCAGUGAUACAAGCUACUCCCAGUCUCUGAGCAAGAGGACUGAAAUUCAGCAUUUGUAAAUUGACAGUCUAAUAGACCCGGGAUUUUGAGUGAACGUAACACACAAUGCUGAACAUGUAUUUGCAUGUGGAUUGGGAAGGAAAUAAACGGGACCUUGGAAAUAAUGGGACUAUUUUUCCUAGGAAAGAAAUUUUCAUCAAAAAUUUGUUUCUGGUAUAAUCUUUCUGUUGGUUAGCUUUAAUUUUUUCCACUCCUUUUCUGAUCCCACACUCCUUUACUAACUAAAUGAAUAUAAGCUGACUCUUCAUGCAUCAGGGAUGUCUGUUUAAUAUUAAACAAUAUCUAACUGAAUCUGCAAAUGCGGGAACUGCGAUAAUCACUUCCACGUGCACACUUCUGUGUUCAAGUAGACGAUAAUAACGAGGAGCAUUUACUGCCACGUAAUACAGUCACACUUGGAAUAUAAACUUCUAGAAGCCAGUUAGUGCCAUCAGAGUCUCCUUUGGAAGCUGCCAUCAGUGAAUGCUAUCCCAUAAUACCAGUAGUAAGCAGGUACCAUGUUCACCUGAUUUGGGACCUAUGAGGAAAUCAACAGCAAUUAGAAUCAGUCAGAUGUAGUAGAAGUACUAGCCUAGAAGUAAGAAUACCUGGAUUCUAAUAUAGGCUCUAUUCCUAACUUACUGUGUGACCUUGGGCGAGUCACUUAACCAUGUCAUGGCUGUUUCCUUAUCUAUAAAAUAAGGGUAUUGGACUAGAUCUCCAAGGCUUUCCAAAAGCGCUAACAUUCUAUGGUACUAUCCAUUGCCUUGCUAAUUCAUCCUGCUAAAGUGAUGGCAAACAUCACAUGCUUCAGCCUGGGUCUCUUAGGUUGCAGUUAAACGAUAGAACUAUGUAAGAUGAUGCCAAAAAAAAAAAAAAAAACAAA
This is a messenger RNA of Hippopotamus amphibius kiboko, 8039 nucleotides long. It is a transcript of the gene PAK3, whose product is annotated as p21 (RAC1) activated kinase 3. Bases 947 to 2626 code for a protein of 559 amino acids. Gene Ontology annotation, molecular function: protein serine/threonine kinase activity; ATP binding. The record is from RefSeq and is a predicted model, not a curated record. Gene Ontology annotation, biological process: intracellular signal transduction; regulation of axonogenesis; protein phosphorylation. NCBI's taxonomy places the organism in Eukaryota, Metazoa, Chordata, Mammalia, Artiodactyla, Hippopotamidae. The transcript has 23 exons. Gene Ontology annotation, cellular component: cytoplasm.